CGACUUUGCAUCAACAAUGUCGGCCGGAAAACACCUCUACCGCUCCCUUCUGCGCGAGCUCCGUCUCUCAUCCAACGUGCCGCGGGCGAAGCGGAACCCCGAUGUUGCGGUGCACUUCCGCAAGAUUGUCGAGGUGGGAGAUGCGAAGGCCGUCGAGCGUGCGGUGCUCGAGUCGCGCGACUUCCUCCGUGCGAACAGGAUAUACGGGGAACUGCUCAAGCGGUACAACCCCACACACUCGAUGAGCCAGGAGGAGCGUGUGAAGGCGACCGCGAGGCGCGUCGGCCUCGACGCGCCUUCAGAGUACAAAAGCGAGUAGGGUGUAUGCAUCUGUGUAGCUUUCUUG
Messenger RNA from Cutaneotrichosporon oleaginosum, 346 nucleotides. RefSeq lists its product as uncharacterized. Gene Ontology annotation, biological process: mitochondrial proton-transporting ATP synthase complex assembly. Gene Ontology annotation, cellular component: mitochondrial matrix. The record is from RefSeq and is a predicted model, not a curated record. NCBI's taxonomy places the organism in Eukaryota, Fungi, Basidiomycota, Tremellomycetes, Trichosporonales, Trichosporonaceae.